Messenger RNA from Caenorhabditis briggsae, 2031 nucleotides. The record is from RefSeq and is a predicted model, not a curated record. Lineage: Eukaryota; Metazoa; Nematoda; Chromadorea; Rhabditida; Rhabditidae. The transcript is spliced from 15 exons. Bases 1 to 2031 code for a protein of 676 amino acids.
AUGAUUUUUUGGUAUAACUUCUUAUCAUUGCUGAUACCAUUAACUACCAGUGAAGAAACUUUUGAAUUUUUCAAGUCUAGAUGUGAUUCAAAGUGCACUUUGCAACCAUAUCAUAUUGAUUCUGAAUCGAUUUCUUUGUUUCCAAUCGAUUGCAGUUCAGUCUGCGCUUACAUUUUGAUAGACCAAAACUCGGAUCUCACAGAAAAUCAACUGAAAAACUAUUUUAGGAAUAUGAGAACUUUGUAUGGCUCCGUGAAAAUCAAGGAUACAAAUUUUCCAAGUCUCAAUUUUUUGUCAAGGUUGGAGACUAUAGAAUGUGAAACCCCAAAAGACCUCAUUUUCAUUGAAUCCCAAUCAACGGUCUCCGAAAUCGGUUGGACAAAUUUUACCUCGACUUCUUGUGACAUAUACAUCAGAGCAGACACGAUAAGAUGGAAUUUACCCAAUUUAAAAAACUUCUACUACCUGACUCCGACAAAUUUGCUUCCCGUAUUUCACUCGUCCAAUACAAAUAACUCGUUUUUUUGCAUCACAAUUCAAGAGAUUUCAAAUCUUGUAAAAAGUGAAAAUUUAACAAUUUCGAAUAUCUAUGGACCAUUUUGCAAUUUUACCGACACAACCUUCGACAAUGAGAGGAUUUGUACAAUUCAGAAUUUUCGUCUGCAAAAUUUUGAUUCAUCUUGUAAGCGGAUAAUAGGAAAUGUUAUUAUUGGAACUGGAGACGAAGAAUAUGUAGAAAAAUUAAAAAAUGUUACAUGGAUUUAUGGGUCUGUACUAGUUGAAGGGACCCAACUAGCAAAUAUUGACUUUCUCGAUAGCUUGGAAUAUGUGACAUAUUUCAAUCUUCCAGUACAACUUAUUGGAAUCAUCAAUAAUCCCAAUUUGGCAAAUGCAACCUUUCCAAAGUUAAAGAAAAUCCAAUCGGACAACAAGUUUCUGAUGAUAUUCCAAGGAAACCACCCAGUACUUCUCAAAGAUCCAAACUUUUGUAAAAGCAUCAAAAAGCAGCUAAAUUCUACGGAGUGGCAUGCGCCAUCGGUUGACGGGAAGAGUUGCGAAGAAAUCGAGGAUGCUCAAAGUUCCAACAAUCAAAUUGGAGUACUGCUAGUUGUGAUGAUAACUAUGAUUUUGCUGGCUAGCAUUCAUGAAUUCGGCAAUGCAAGUGCGGAAGAAAUCAGUGGGAUUUUUGCGAUACUUUUUCUGUUUCCACUGGCGGAUACAAAGGGUCGGAAUUUAGAACUUCUGACGUCCAUGAAACGAGAAGACAACUUAACAGAUGUUAGAAGUUUGAGCUUGAUGGAAAUUUGGAGACAUGAUUCUAUGCGGCAGGCCUUGAAAAUGUUGAUUGUUGUACUUAUUUUCAAUAUUUUCGACACAACUUCUGUUAUGGUCAUCUACACAAUCCUUCUUCAUAAAGAGGCUGGAUUUACGGUUCAAACGGCUAUGAAUAUCACUCUCAUUAUCACAGUCAUAACUCUUCCAACCAAAUUUUUCGGUACUUUUAUGUUGGAUGGUCUGGGAAGGGGACCGACGCUUUUCAUUGCUGGUGUUAUGCAGUAUACAAAAUCGAUUUUGCUCUUAUCGACUCAAACUACAAUUUAUUUUGUUGGCUCAAGUCUACUGACUCAAGGAAUUUUCGGAUUUAAUUGCAGAAGUGUUGAACGCACUAGUUUUUGCUACGGGUAUCAACUCUAUAGCUAUACUUUUUGUUUCGGAACUAUUUCCACCAAGUGCAAGAACAGCCAUAUCCCAGGCUCUAAUGGUCAGUUACAUGUUUCUAAAUGCUCCAAUAAUCACCUUGUUUCCAAUUUUCGACUCGAUUUUCCCACCAAUUUUUUUUCCAUUUUAAUUGUUCAACUAGUUUUUGGAGUUUAUCUGUAUCGGUACAUGCCUGAAACUCAAGGGAAACCAGUCUACGAAAUUAUUGAGUCUAUGGAUAGAGAUAUGAAAUCCAGGAAAGCGACAAUGGUUGAUGAGAAAACACCUAUUAUCAGAGAUCGGGCUUUGACAUUUCAGGGUUCGACCUGCUAA